Molecule: messenger RNA, 2089 nt
Organism: Hemibagrus wyckioides
Lineage: Eukaryota; Metazoa; Chordata; Actinopteri; Siluriformes; Bagridae
Product: galectin-9-like
Exons: 11
Coding region: 89-1345 (418 amino acids)
Biological process (GO): negative regulation of type II interferon production; positive regulation of gene expression; negative regulation of CD4-positive, alpha-beta T cell proliferation
Cellular component (GO): cytosol; nucleus
Molecular function (GO): carbohydrate binding; galactoside binding
Source: RefSeq, a predicted model, not a curated record
AGUUCCUCUUUAUAAGCUAUAAAAAAGGAUGAUCUGGUAGACUGAUUUUUAGAUACAACUCCUGGAAACUCCUACAAACUCCUGCAAAAUGGCAAACAACCAGCAAGAGAUAUUUUACAAUCCUAAAAUACGUUUUACUGGAUCAAUUAAAGGAGGACUGCAGGAAGGCAAGAGUAUCACUGUAAGUGGACAAGUUUUACCAGAAGCCAAAAGGUUCAGUGUGAAUCUCCAGUGUGGUUCGACCCCGGAUGCUAAUUAUGCCCUGCACUUUAACCCACGUUAUGAAUCUGGUUCAGAGCACACAGUAGUCAACACCAAACAGGAUAACUCCUGGGGUCCAGAGGAGAUCUUGAAACUUGCUCUCCUCCCCUUGGGAAACCCUUUCAAACUGCAAAUCCUGGUUACAAGCAAAUCAUACAAGAUAAGUGUCAAUGGCAUCCAUGUCAUGGAUUACAAGCACCGUAUCCCAUUCAACAUGGUGGACACUAUCGUAGUGGAUGGGAUGGUGGAGGUUAAGACCAUCAGUUUCCAGGAUCCUGUGUGUGUGCCAUACAAAACCACCAUGUAUGGUGGAAUGUGGGCUGGCAAAAACAUUGUCAUCCAAGGGCUGGUUAAUCCUAAGGCUUCCAGAUUCACUAUUGACUUGUGUCACAAAGAUGGGAUUGCCUUUCACUACAAUCCUCGCUUUGAUCAGAACACGGUUGUACGCAAUACCCGAACAGUGGAUAAGUGGGGCUCAGAGGAGCGCUCUGGAGAAAUGCCGUUUGAAAAGGGACAAAGCUUCCAGAUGAUCAUUUCCUGCACUACUGAGCAGUACAAUGUGUUUGUCAAUGGUAAUCUCGUGACUACCUACAAGCACCGCUUCACCAACCUGUGGGAGAUUGAUGCUCUGGAGAUGUAUGGUGACCUGAGCUUGACUGAUGUGCCUUCAUCUGAUGCUGCAAAAAGCUAUCCUAUGCCAUACAAAACAAACAUAAAUGGUGGACUGUGGGCUGGAAAAAACAUUUCAAUCCAAGGGCUGGUUAAUCCUGAGCCUUACAGAUUCAAGAUUAACUUGCGUCACAAAGAUGGGAUUGCCUUUCACUACAAUCCUCGCUUUGAUGAGAACACGGUUGUACGCAAUAACAGAACAGUGGAUGAAUGGUGCUUAGAGGAGCGCUCUGGAGAAAUGCCGUUUCAAAAGGAAAAAAUCUUCCAGAUGAUCAUCUCCUGUGAUCCUCAGCAGUACAACGUGUUUGUCAAUGGUAAACAAGUGUGUACCUUCAAGCACCGCUUCACCAAGCUGUGGGAGAUUGAUGCUCUGGAGGUGUCUGGUGACCUGAGCUUGACUGAUGUAUACGCUUAGCUAAGAAAUUUUAAUUGGAUAUUUUUGUGCAAUAUUUUCUCUGGCACAAUUUUACCAAGUCACAUUUUAUCUGUAAACAAAGAAGUAUGCAACAAAAAAAAAAAUUCAAAUUAGAGGAUAUUUUGAUCGUGGCCUGCUUCUGUUUUUCAUGAAUUUAAUGAUUUAAAUGGGAUUAAUAGAAAUAGUUACCAAGAUGUUAACAUUUCUGUCAUGCACUUCUACUUCUGCCCUGUGUUUCAAUACCCUCAUAUAUUGGGCCGAGGCAGGUGGGCUCACACAAGGCAUUACAAACACAUUCUUACACACCCUGAGGCAAUUCAGAGUAGCAAACUCACCUACCAGCAUGUUUUAGGGAGGUAUGAGUAAACUAAAAUAACUGGAAGAAAGCCACUCAGACACAAGAAGUUAAAUUGUUUCCGAGUUAAUCCUAUUUCUUUUCUAUUAACAUAUAGAAGCAAAAACAGCGCCGUCUGGUGUUACAUUUCUGUAACUAUUCUGCUUUGUUGUACUCAUGUCUUGCCUGAAGAUGGUAGUAAAUAUUAGUAUAAAAAGAUGACAGUAAUCUGUCCGAUUUGUGACCACAUGUUUUUUUUUUUAACUUAUUAUUAAUUAUUCACUUUGAAAGAAAUUACUGGAAAAUCUAAAGAAACAUAAGUUCAUUCGAAAAUGAGAACCAACAUCCAAUAUUUUGUAUUUAAUAAAAAUUGCUGAUUUAAUCAUAAAGACUGUCGUGCUUAUCCUCUC